Molecule: messenger RNA, 1332 nt
Organism: Arabidopsis arenosa
Lineage: Eukaryota; Viridiplantae; Streptophyta; Magnoliopsida; Brassicales; Brassicaceae
Source: the annotation of a GenBank genome assembly
AUCAGAAAAAGAACAAACCAAAAAAGGAUCUUCUUCAUCAUUCUACUAAAUGGGUUCUUGUCUCAGUUCUCGUGUUCUUAAUAAGAGUAGUAGUGGUCUCGAUGAUCUUCAUCUCUCGAGCUGUAAAUCUUCAUCAUCAGCUGUAGCUCAUAAGACAGAAGGAGAGAUUCUUAGCUCAACGAGCGUUAAAAGCUUUAGCUUUAAUGAACUUAAACUAGCAACUAGAAACUUUAGAUCGGACUCUGUUGUUGGAGAAGGUGGCUUUGGUUGUGUCUUUAGAGGUUGGCUUGAUGAGACUACUCUUACUCCUACCAAAUCUAGCUCCGGUCUUGUAAUUGCUGUUAAACGACUAAAUCCUGAUGGUUUUCAAGGUCACCGUGAAUGGCUGACAGAGAUUAACUACCUGGGGCAGUUAAGUCACCCGAAUUUGGUUAAGUUGAUUGGUUAUUGCUUGGAAGAUGAACAACGGCUUCUUGUGUAUGAGUUUAUGCACAAGGGUAGUCUUGAGAAUCAUCUGUUUGCAAAUGGAAAUCGAGAUUUUAAGCCGCUCUCUUGGAUUCUACGGAUUAAGGUUGCACUUGAUGCAGCUAAAGGUCUUGCAUUUCUUCAUAGCGAACCCGUCAAAGUCAUAUACCGAGACAUCAAGGCGUCAAACAUCUUGCUGGACUCGGACUUCAACGCUAAGCUUUCAGACUUUGGGUUAGCGAGGGACGGUCCAAUGGGAGAAACAAGCUAUGUUAGUACAAGGGUCAUGGGUACAUUUGGGUACGCAGCUCCUGAGUACGUCUCAACAGGUCACUUGAAUGCUAGAAGCGACGUAUACAGUUUCGGGGUUGUUCUGCUAGAACUACUAUGUGGAAGGCAAGCACUGGACCAUAACCGCCCGGCCAAGGAGCAAAACCUUGUGGAUUGGGCUCGACCGUACCUAACAAGCAGGCGAAAAGUUCUACUAAUUGUGGACACCCGGCUUAACUCACAGUACAAACCCGAAGGAGCAGUGAGACUGGCAAGCAUUGCCGUGCAAUGCCUCUCAUUCGAACCCAAAUCCCGUCCGACCAUGGACCAAGUGGUUCGAGCCUUGAUACAGCUGCAAGACAGCGUGGUUAAACCGGCCAAUGUUGACCCGAUUAAGGUUAAGGAUACCAAGAAACCAGUGGGAUUGAAAACUGAAGACACAUACCAGAGAAAUGGUUUAAACAAAAAAACCGUUGGAUUGUAGUAGGUAGAGAGAAAUAUAAGGUUACUGGUUAGGGGGUACUCUUCAUGUCUUCUUCUUGUGUAUUGUAAUAUUGUGUGAAGUGAUUUUGUUACACUGCUUAUAGUUUUGCUCCU